AUGACAACAAAGCGCAAGGCUCGAAGCGCACCAGCUUCUGCUGGGAAAGGGAAGAAGCCAUGGAAGGAGAAUCUCACCCUUGCACAACGCCUCGAGAUUCUUGACUACAUCAAAGCGAAUCCGAUUUUCUCACAGCUUGAUGUCGCCAAAUAUUACACUGCUCGCAGUGUUCCAUUCUCUCAAGGAACUGUGUCCCGCCUCAUUCGAGAUGAAGUGAUCCUCCGAGAGAGGGCAAAAGACCCAGCUCGGUUGAAUGAUAAACGACAGCGCCAAGUCGAGUUCCCAGAGGUCGAGCAUGCUCUUGCAGAAUGGGUCCGGCAAGCAGAAGGGCAAGAUCUCGGUCAUAACUACUUCUGGAACCGGAAAUCAUGGAUGAAGAGCGACAUAUUCGAACAGUACCUUAGCGAGUUCGAUCAUUAUCAGAAGGAGCUUGGUCGCCAUGCACUCCUACUGGUCGAUGGCUUCUCUGCACACAAGAUCGAUGCAUCAAAGUUCACCAAUGUGCGGGUUGAGAUCCUACCACCCAACAUGACGUCGCAUAUCCAGCCUCUUGAUCAAGGCAUUAUCCGAUGCUUCAAGGCUCAUUAUCGCAGCAAAACAAUCCACCGUGCUAUUGAGCGAGAGUCAGGAGGAGCUGACAUGCAGCAUAUGUAUGAGAUCAACCAGCUCGAAGCACUGAAUCUUGCGGAGCAAGCAUGGUGGGAAGUGAGCGAAAAGACAAUUCAGAACUGUUGGCGGCAUUCCGGUAUCCUUUCCCUUGGAACAGCAGCUGGAACAGUCAUGCCAACUGGUCUCGACGAGCCACUCAUUGUAGAGACACCUCCGACACUGAUUGAGCAAGAAGAAGGUAUGCAAGAUGCGAUCCAGGAACUUCAGUCCUCUCUCAAAGCACUUCAAGAACGAGGAAUCAUAGCACCGGCUGCUAUGAUGUCUGUUGAGGAGCUGGUUACUGUACAGGAAGAGCUAGAGGUACCGGAGAUGUGGACAGAUGAAGAGCUUCUUCAACAAGCGCAGGAUGAGAUACAAGCGGCACAAGGUGUAUCACAGCCAGAAGAGGACGAAGAGAUCAUUGAGCUCCCGAUCUGGUCAGACCAGAAGAUGCUUGCCGCUUGCACAGAGCUCGAGCGAGCACUUCGUGCAAGAGCUGAACCAGACCUUCGAACGCUCCUCUCAUCCCUACCAUCUGCAAUCAGGACACUCCGUCACCAGCAGAGUCUAUCAUUACAACAGCGCACUGUUUCAGAGUACUUUGCAUAG
Molecule: messenger RNA, 1257 nt
Organism: Dacryopinax primogenitus
Lineage: Eukaryota; Fungi; Basidiomycota; Dacrymycetes; Dacrymycetales; Dacrymycetaceae
Product: DDE-domain-containing protein
Exons: 2
Coding region: 1-1257 (418 amino acids)
Cellular component (GO): nucleus
Molecular function (GO): DNA binding
Source: RefSeq, a predicted model, not a curated record